UAUUGAGGCGGUUAAUAGCAGUGAUUCCGAAAACCCACGUGAUUAACAGCGUUUCUCCUCCUCUCUCUCUAUCGUAUCUUCCUCCUCUCCCCAUCGCAAGCCGAUCUCCAUUUCCGACGCGGUGGUCACUUAGUUUUCCCGCCCAUCCACCUCCGGCCUUUAUAAAUACCGCUCGGAUUUCUCGCCCCAGAAGUAUUACUCGCUCGCUCUUCCUCCGCUCCCCCCCUCCCUCUCUAGGGUCUUCGAAAGGUUUUGCCUAUAAGCAUCUUGGUCUGUGUCUCUGGCCUGCACAAUGGUUUCCUUUGAGAUGAAUGACCGUAAAAAGAUUGGACUGGGACUGACAGGGUUUGGUAUAUUGUUUUCAUUUUUGGGAAUCAUUUUCUUCUUUGACAAGGGACUGCUAGCAAUGGGGAAUAUUCUCUUCCUAUCAGGUGUCAUGUUAACCAUUGGACUGAAAUCCACCAUGCAAUUCUUCACCAAGCGUAAAAACUACAAGGGUACAAUCUCAUUCGGAUUUGGCUUCUUUCUGGUCCUGAUUGGGUGGCCUCUCUUUGGCAUGAUCUUUGAGUCCUACGGUUUCAUUGUUCUCUUCAGUGGCUUCUGGCCGACUCUUGCAGUUUUCUUGCAGAGGAUUCCUGUGCUUGGCUGGCUAUUCCAGCAGCCUUUUGUGACAUCGUUCUUUGAUCGCUACAGAGGCAAACGUGUACCUGUGUAACUAACGAUCUUGUUGAUACUGAUUGGGUGGAACCCUGCAACACAAAGUUCUUUGUAAGAUAGCAGUCAACUUUAGCUGUUAGACUAUUAAUUUUGUUAAACUCCUGCCUUGCCAUGCGGAGUAUCUUCUCGCAAGCCAGUUAUGUUGAUCACCUAGCGAGCUCAUUCUUUGUGAGGUAGCCAAUUUCUUGGGUGUCAAAUGUGAUAUAGAAUUUACAUGCCGCGUCCUGUCAGUUACUUAUAUUUGCUUUGGCAGCUUUAAUUGUUACCGCUCGACAUCUCCCUGCUUCACCCAGGAAUUGUUAAAUCAGAGAAAUGUCACAAUAUUUGCUUCAUAAUAGGUGGUUGAGCUUAAACUGGGGUGUAUAUGUGGAUAAAUGUUACAAUAUUGGCAUCAUGACUGGUGGUCGUGCU
Elaeis guineensis (African oil palm) is the source of this 1128-nucleotide messenger RNA. Its product is annotated as vesicle transport protein GOT1. Gene Ontology annotation, biological process: retrograde transport, endosome to Golgi; endoplasmic reticulum to Golgi vesicle-mediated transport. The record is from RefSeq and is a predicted model, not a curated record. Lineage: Eukaryota; Viridiplantae; Streptophyta; Magnoliopsida; Arecales; Arecaceae.